AUGGAUGAGGAACAAGUUACAAAAGAUAUUCUGGACGCAAAAGUUCAACUUGAAGUACCAGAUACAUAUGCAGUUUCAUUAACAAAUCCUUUAUCUUAUUUUCGUUUUCGUAUUGUUCCUAAUCUAGAAUUAAAUGGAUUCGAUAGAUCUUUAGGUUCAUUGCAAAUUCACCCAGAAUGUGAUCAUUUUAUUGAAUGUGCUCUUAGUACAAAUGAUUUUGAAAUGUUUGAACAAAUAUUAUGGCUUAUUAAAGAUGAAAAUAAUCUAUAUACAAGAAGAGCAUUGAUUAAAAAAUAUAUUCGAGUGUGUUGUUGUGUAACAGAUGACGCAGUUAAUAAUUCUGUUGAUCAUCUUCUUACCUAUCUUCAUCAAAAUUUUGAAAAUACAUGGCAAUUUGAUAUAGGGCUUUUGUUUGAUCUUUUACAUGAUGCGGGUGCUAAUGUUGAAAAAUUGAUUACUCUAUUAGAAGAUGUAAAGAUAACGGAAAUACUAAAUGAUGUUCAAUUGAAAUCCAAACUUAAUUAUGAUGAUCAAACGAUCAGUAAAGCGUCGACAAAUCAAAUAUUAAAUUCUAUAAAGCGUGUUUUUCGAAUUGUUCUAUCGUUGGCAUUUUUUCAAGUAGAAAGACUAAAUUCAACGUUAUCAAAUGAUAAUCAUCUGUUUCUAUUUUUACUUGGAUUUUAUCUUCAACUUGAUAAACGUUUUCAAGAUUUAGAUAUUAUUCAUUUAGCAAGACGUUUAAUGGUCAAUGGACUGUCUUCAUUGACAUCAACAUAUUGGAAUGAAAAACGUGAUUUGCUUGUUGAAUGUUUAUAUACUUUAUCAUCGAAAAAUAUUUAUAUUAUUGAACUCUUCCUUAAAACCAAUGAACGUACUGUUCGAGUUCGUACUCAACUUGGAUUGUUGCAUUUAAAACGAUUAGUUAAUAUGAUUGAACAUGAGAGAAAAAGCGAAGCAACGAUCAUUGGUGAAAUAAUUGCAGAUAAACUAAAUCCACGUCUAUUCGAAAGGCAAACGGAUUUCAUUGAUUGCGUACGAUUACUCGGAGAUAUUAUUGAUAGUUAUCCACAUAGCCAACAAAUAGAUUAUUUAGCAAAGCUCUACGAUAAAAUUCAUCCAUAUUCAAGAGCAGGUCAUGAAAAACUAUUUACACAUGAACAACAUUUAAUUCUUUUUGAUGAUUGCCAACGAUGGGCAACAAUGCUUAGAUCCUGUCCGAAUGAAAAUGAUUUUCAAAAGCAUCUUAAACCAAAAUAA
Molecule: messenger RNA, 1257 nt
Organism: Rotaria socialis
Lineage: Eukaryota; Metazoa; Rotifera; Eurotatoria; Philodinida; Philodinidae
Source: the annotation of a GenBank genome assembly